Molecule: messenger RNA, 1523 nt
Organism: Lathyrus oleraceus (garden pea)
Lineage: Eukaryota; Viridiplantae; Streptophyta; Magnoliopsida; Fabales; Fabaceae
Exons: 9
Coding region: 94-1269 (391 amino acids)
Molecular function (GO): oxidoreductase activity
Source: RefSeq, a predicted model, not a curated record
AUGCACCCUCAGGUUCAAGCGACCACCGUAACUAUAUUCACUAUUACAUUACAACUACUUUCCAACCCGACCCCUUCUCUCUCUUAACUUACCAUGUUUGUUUCAGAAUCCAUUAACAACAAAAACGAAACAACAAUGAGUACCAUGGUCUUUAAGGUUGCUGUCUUGGGUGGUGGAAUUUCUGGAGCCGUCUGUGCAUCAACUCUUGCUCGAAAUGGGGUUUCUGUUACACUCUUUGAGUCAGCUAGAGGCCCUGGUGGACGCAUGUCCCAGAGAAGAGAGAAAACUGAAGAUGGAAAGGAGCUGCAUUUCGACCACGGUGCUCCGUUUUUCUCAGUUAGUAAGCCGGAAGUGAUGCGUCUAGUUCAAGAAUGGCAGUCGAGGGGUCUUGUAGCUGAAUGGAAAGAAAAGUUUGGCUCAUUUGAUUUUCAAACCCUUAAGUUUGACAACAUAGAGCAGGAAGGAUUAAGCAAGAGAUUUGUGGGUGUUCCGGGCAUGAAUUCAAUCUGCAAAGCAUUAUGCAACGAGAAUGGUGUGGAAAGCAAGUUUGGUGCGGGUGUUGGAAGAGUUGAAUGGUUGGAUGAUGAGAAAUUAUGGUCAUUGAUAGGAGUGGAUGGACAAAGUCUUGGUCGGUUUAAGGGACUCGUCGCAUCAGAUAAGAAUAUAGUUUCUACUAGGAUUACAGAAGUUACAGGACGGUUACCACCACUUGAUUUGAAGUUGCUGCCCGGAUUGUCAGAAAAGUUGCACAACAUUCCUGUUAGACCAUGUUUUGCAUUAAUGCUGGCAUUUGCAGAGCCUCUGUCAACGAUUCCAGUUAAAGGCUUCUCUAUUAAAAAUUCUAAAAUCUUAAGCUCGGCUUACUGUGAUAGCAGCAAGCCAGACCGUUCUACAACAAGGGUUGCAUCCUUAUUUUACAGUGAAAGAUGGGUUCUUCAUUCAACAGCAGAGUAUGCAGAGAAUAUAAUCGCUCAAACAGGACUCAAGAAGCCCUCGGACGCCACAUUGAAUAAAGUGGCGGAAGAGCUUUUCCAAGAAUUUCAAAGUACCGAGGCUAACAUAUCACAGCCCUUUUUCAAGAGAGCACAUAGAUGGGGGAGUGCAUUUCCGGAUGCGAGUAUUGCGCAAGAGGAGAAAUGUGUUUGGGACAGAAGCAAGAGACUAGCCAUAUGUGGUGACUUCUGUGUUAGUCCGAAUGUUGAAGGCGCCAUAGAUAGUGGUUUUGCAGCAGCCUUAAGGCUUAAAGAUAUUAGUGCAAGCUCUCUAUAGUUGUUAAAGGAUUGAUGAAGCUAUGCAACAUUAUCAUUUAUAGUUCUUCUGUAAACUUGGGUGUGUUUUUGUUCAGGCUUAUUUUUUCUGGGAAAACUUGUUUAGUUUUUCUUGAGGACAUGGCUGUAUUUAUAUAUUUCUGACUUCUGAGAAAAUAAGGUAAAUGUAUGUUAUGUAGAGGAUGGCCAUAUUUACCAUAGCUGUGAAUUUGUGAUCAUGCUAUUGUUGAAAAUGCAAGUUGAGUGAUGAGAAUA